AUGCUUGUCUCCGGAGCCACUGCACUGGAGAAGGAACUCCUGGCCUGUCGGAUCGUCUUCUGGUUACGUGAGAACUAUAGAUUAGGGCGCAGCGGAUCGUUGGCCAAGGAGGAGGUCUACGGAGACUAUCUCAACUCCAUGGAGCCGAACAAGACCGACCCCGUAAUCGUUCCCACCUACUUUGGUAAGCUCGUGAAGAAGGCAUUCCCCUCGGUGCGUUGCAACCGCAAGGGGCCUCGGGGCAAGGCCAAGCAACACUACACCCACCUGCAGCGGGUCGACCACCAGCGGGAGGCCGAACGCCAACGAUUCAACAGCUUCGCACUCACCGAGCAGGCCGCGCCUUCAGCCACUAAGCCCACCGCCACCACCUCGGCGAGCCUUGGAGGCCCCAAGCACGCACCAUUCCAGAGCUACAUAUCGAGCGAGCUGAGUUAUCUCAACUACCUCCUUAAGAAGGCGGACCCUGCCUCGACUGCCGGUAGGUCGGGCUCGGGCGACUACGACGGCUGGGUACUGUCCAAGCCCUCCGAGACCUCCAGCGCCCCCAAUACGCGCGAGGGCCGCACAGACUCUCCCGCGGCCGGCGGAAUGCCGCCAGCCAUGGCCAGCGUGGGCGAAGCGGACGGAGACAAGCGCGACUGGGACUGGGUGUUUGUCCACAACAAGCCGCAGCCGAGGAAGAAGCACUCGCCGUCGGCGGCCAGAGCUGACCCGUGCACGGCGAAGAACUCCAAUGCCCACAAGCGCGAUCGGGAUGCUCGCAGCGGUAGCGAUGAAGACCCCGAAGAAGCCGAGGGAGCUGGUGCCAAGCGGAGGCGAGGCUAUGCCGAGGAAGCCAACGGAGCUGACCGGAGAGAGGAGCAGAGGGCACAGCAGUCGGCGGUGACGAGGGAAUUCGCCCUCGACCUCACCGUGUUCUCCGUCUCCUUCACAUUCGCCCUCAUCAUCUGCAUUCCGCUCCACUUCUUCUUCUUCUUCCUCUUCAUCUUCGCUCUACGUUCCCUCAUCGGCGCUAGACCCUCAUCUGCCUCUCCUGCCCGGCCCGCCGCAGGUCACAGCUCCAUAGCGGUGGUGUCGCCGGCGGAUAUCCGAGACGGCGAGACCCAGUCGCCGCCGUGCCCCACCGGCUACAUCAACAGCAACAGCAACGACCCGUCACAGAGCGGCCAGUACCUCGGCCUACCGUUCAACACCUCGUCGCCGUUCACCUGUUCGUCGUUCUCGUCGUCUUCGUUCUCGUCGACGACAGCGCUGUCGUGGCCCCAGAACCUGUCCACCACCUCGUCCUUCGCCGGCCCGUCGACCUCUUCGCUGCCUCAGCCCCCGUCGCUCGCCACCUGCUCGCCCGAAUUCUCGGGCUCACCUUGCCCGCCAGAGUUCUUCGCCUCCUGGCACAGCCUCUCUUCCUCCUCUUCACCUGCGCUGCAGUCAUCGUCAGCAGCGCUCCCGUCGGCCUCCUACCACUCGCAGCUCCUGUCCGACAUCGAGCCCUACGACUACCAUCAGCAUCAGCAUCAACAGCACCACCAGCAUAGGUCACAGCAGGAACCGAGCUAUCACUACAACUCGCACCAGCAGCACCAGCAGCACCAGCGUUGUGGUGAGGUGCCAGCUUACUACGGCCAUAGCGGAGCUGUGUCGAACUACGCUCCGCUGCCGCCCAGGCCCAUGUCGUCGGCGCCGAUGUCCUACCACACGGGGACCUACCUGGACCCUCAGCCGACCCACACCAACCCUGUGCUACAGCACUCGCGGGCACUUUGCGGCGACGAAGCGGACCGAGGCUUUGCGCCCCUCAAGUUCGGCGGAGCCGGCACACCGGUCCCGGACCACCACCGCCUUCCGCCCGGCUACCCCAACCGCACCCCCUUUGGCAGCUACAACCCCCACUCCGCCUUCUCCCACUUUUCGUCUCACCCUUGA
Molecule: messenger RNA, 1926 nt
Organism: Acanthamoeba castellanii str. Neff
Lineage: Eukaryota; Discosea; Longamoebia; Acanthamoebidae
Exons: 4
Coding region: 1-1926 (641 amino acids)
Biological process (GO): regulation of DNA-templated transcription
Molecular function (GO): DNA binding
Source: RefSeq, a predicted model, not a curated record